Ilyonectria robusta is the source of this 630-nucleotide messenger RNA. RefSeq lists its product as uncharacterized. Lineage: Eukaryota; Fungi; Ascomycota; Sordariomycetes; Hypocreales; Nectriaceae. The transcript is spliced from 2 exons. The record is from RefSeq and is a predicted model, not a curated record. The coding region runs from base 1 to 630 and encodes 209 amino acids.
AUGUAUAGCGAGCAGAGCGGAAGCCGGACAAAUCUCAACAGGUCCCGAGAUGACGCAACACCUGUGCCGUCGACGCUCCCGGAGGUGGUUUACUGCGAGCUGCCAGAGGUGGUGCCGGACACAUAUCCAGAGGUGGUUCACAGUACACUGCCGCAGGCGGCUCAUAGUGAUUUACCGCAGGUGGUGCCCGGUACAAUAUCGCCGGUGGAAUACAGUUCAUUACCAGAGGCAACAACCGGGCAGGUGAAUGGAUGCAACAUGGACCAACAGAUGAUGACAGUUUCCGCACCUCCGCCAACUGUCUCACCUCUGCAUCUACUCGGAGACCAACCCGACUUGAUCGACUGUCCCUUUUGCGAACGACAAACGAAGACAACAGUCAAGAAGAAGCCCUCCAAUGCAACACAUAUCCAGGCGGUUCUCCUUCUGAUGACAACUGUAUGCGGUGCAGUCGCACCUUACGUUGGGUCUUGGUCAUACGAUAUUGAGCAGUUUUGUGGCGAAUGUCGCAACAGAGUAACAUACCGACCGCAAGGCAAGGAAAUUCGCGUGUGCAAACAGCCGGAAUCUGUGCGGGAAGUUUCCAAAUACGCCAUGGCGAGUCGUGAUUCCAUCAACCGAGAAACUUGA